GUCUUACGCGCAUGCAUUGAAAUUUGACAUGUUUUGGGUGUUUCGAUACCAUCCAAUAUCAUCCGGUUUAGUUUAGAUUUAGAGAGUUUUUUAACUUAUUUCUUGGUGCAAAAGUAGUAUAAGCACAAUGUUUACCUUCCGACGUUUCGGUCGAAGUUUCGGGUACUGUCUAACGGCACGCAGCUACAGUUCGCCGACCAGUGCCGCUACGGCAAAGAUAAUUGCCGCCGAAGGAAAUGGUGACCGCAGUAAAGUGCAACCCAACCUUACCCGUCCGGCAGCCGGUGUAAGUGGAGCGACAGCAGGUUCAAAGAAUCCCAUCGUGGCAGCUGCAUUUGCUUCAUUGCGCAAUGAGGAAACUGGCCGGGAGGACAGUACCGUCAGAGGUACGUCCGGCGACACAAAACAAGACCUGCAAGUUGAUGAGAUGAUCCUAAAGGCGAACACGGUAGCAGAGCUGUUAACCGUGGCGGAUGUGACGAAGAUAAACCGGAAGCAAGCGUUGAAGAUCGUUUCCAUCUUGGCCGAAUGGAGCUCGAUAAAGAAGGUAAAGUUAUCGGAUUUUGAAAGUGAUUCUCGAUUCGUGGAACUUUGCAGCCUACUCGGGCGUACCGGCUCCCAGCGUAUGACCGGCCACAACCGUACAGUUCCUUCCAAAGCGACCGAGCUGCAGGGCGAUGAUUUGCAAACUGUGCUCGGUAUUACCGCCAAUGAUGAAGCGGCUAAACUUAUCGCUGGUCUCACAUUGCCGCAAAUGAUUAAAGUCAUGUCCUCGCUAUCGAUCAAGAAGAAGCGAAGCAUUCCGCUGCUUCGUUCGCUGUCCUUCAACAUUGCCAGCAAUCCGGGACACUUGAAUCUAAAGGAAUGUGGUGAUUUGCUGUACGCGAUGGCAUGUCUGAACUAUCGGGACGUCGUCCUAACCGGUCGUAUCUGUGCCGAUUUGGACCGCGAGCUGACCAAGAACACGGACAAAAUAGCACCGAUCGUAUCGGUACUGACCAGCCUGGGCAUGCUACGAUACCGCGAUGGAACGGUGCUGGACAAUCUGUGCGGAUGGAUCGCAUCGCAUCACGAACUUUGCAAACCGACUCAGCUGGGUUCACUUUUGCUUUCGCUGGCCACGCUCAACUACGAACCGAUCAGUAUGGACACGAUAAAGGCGAAGCUGAUCGCAAACGUGUCGGAGAAUGAUUUUAUUCGAUCGAGCGAUUGGUUAAAUACGGUCUGGUCAUUAACAGUGCUGAACUGCGUGAACGCUGAUCAAUUGUCAUCCGUGUUGAAUGGAGAUUUUUUCAACAAGCUUCAGGAUGCUCGACGAGGCAUCCUACAACCAUCGAUGAAGAUGAAGCUACUUAAUAUGGCUGCCGUAGCAAAACGGAUGCCCGGUGCGAAAGAAUCGCUGCUUGCCACACACAAGACGGAGCUGUUUGUUCCGUUCGAACCUUCGAAGGAGAAGCGAGUACUUGUGACGGGCAUGCUGGAUGCGCUGAAGAGUUUAAUACCCUCGGAGAGUAUGGUUAAAAUUAGUCAAACAACGGCCAUGGGCUUCACAAUUGAUGCUGAAUGCGUACUGGAUAAGAAAUGCUUACCCCUGCCCGUUGAUAAGGAACAUGAACAAGGAACGAGGGUUGCGCUGCUAGUGCACGACUAUCACGACAUGUGUCAGGGACCGCACGUUUCGCUGAACGGCAUACAGGCACUGAACAUGCGAUUACUGGAGCAGGAAGGCUACACCGUACUGUCGAUACCGUACAAUGAGUUCAGCACCAGUGAUAAGCUUCUGAAGCGUGUAGAGUAUUUGCAGAAAAAGUUCAAGUCAAUCGUUACCAGCAAACAGUAGUAGUGGCUCAUCCCCGCCUAGU
Anopheles maculipalpis is the source of this 1862-nucleotide messenger RNA. RefSeq names its product FAST kinase domain-containing protein 3, mitochondrial. Gene Ontology annotation, cellular component: ribonucleoprotein granule; mitochondrial matrix. Gene Ontology annotation, biological process: regulation of mitochondrial mRNA stability; mitochondrial RNA processing. The record is from RefSeq and is a predicted model, not a curated record. Gene Ontology annotation, molecular function: RNA binding. NCBI's taxonomy places the organism in Eukaryota, Metazoa, Arthropoda, Insecta, Diptera, Culicidae. The transcript has 6 exons. The coding region runs from base 128 to 1840 and encodes 570 amino acids.